Galeopterus variegatus (Sunda flying lemur) is the source of this 1354-nucleotide messenger RNA. Its product is annotated as UPF0739 protein C1orf74 homolog. Lineage: Eukaryota; Metazoa; Chordata; Mammalia; Dermoptera; Cynocephalidae. The transcript has 3 exons. Bases 153 to 962 code for a protein of 269 amino acids. The record is from RefSeq and is a predicted model, not a curated record.
CCAGUGAGCCUCCAGCGGAAGUGGAAGAAGAACGUACGUGAGAGAGGCUUCUGCCUCGUUUAAGAAAUCACGAUGGCCCUUCCUCAAGUGUCUGGAGCUGAGAGCUGCAGCCCAGGGAAGGGAACUGUGUCUAGCUAAGGAAGCCAUGGUUGAUGUUGCUUCCAGAUCUCAUGUCAACACCUCGCCCUCAGCUGCUGGUGGCAGCUGCUCAGCAGACCUUGGGCAUGGGAAAGAGACGUGGUCUACCCAGAGCCAUCUGCCUUCAUCUAGCUGGAGAGGUGCUGGCUGUGGCCAGGGGACUGAAACCAGCUCUGCUAUAUGAUUGCAGCUGUGCAGGGGCAUUGGAGCUCCAGAGCUACCUGGAGGAGCUGCAGGGGCUGGACUUCUUGACCUUGAGACUUCAUAUCCUUGAGAUUGGAGAAAACAGCUUGAUUGUCAGUCCUGAGCAUGUAUGUCAGCACUUGGAGCAGGUGUUGUGUGGUACCACAGCCUUUGUGGAUAUUUCCAGCUCCCAACCUCAUCCUUCUAUCUGCUCCCUGGACCAGCUUCAGGACUUGAAGGCCCUCGUGGCUGAGAUCAUUACACAUUUUCAGGGGCUGCAGAGGGACGUAUCCCUAUCUGUCUCCCACAGCAGGCUCCAUUCCUCAGACUGGAAUCUCUGUACAGUAUUUGGGAUCCUUCUGGGCUAUCCUGUCCCAUAUACCUUUCACCUGAACCAGGGAGAUGACAACUGCUUAGCCCUGACCCCACUACGGGUAUUUACUGUCCGGAUCUCAUGGCUGCUAGGUCAACCCCCAGUCUUGCUCUAUUCCUUUAGUGUCCCAGAGAGUUUGUCCUCAGCCCUGAGGGACAUUCUAAACACCUGGGAGAAGAACCUCAGAACCCGAUUUAGGACUCAGGAUGACUUUGCUGACCUCAGCAUCUCCUCUGAGAUAGUCACACUGCCAGCUGUGGCCCUCUGACUUUAACUCUCCUCCCAUGUACAAGGUGGAUUCUGAAGCAAGCUGUGGACACGCUGGUGAACUUCUGCUUCAGGUAAUUAAGUAAAUACUUUAUAGCUUGUUGGAGACUUAAUUUGAUGGCCCCGGGCAUUAACAUGUUGACUGGGAGGUGGAAUGUAAUCUCUGGGAGACCACUGUGCUCUGACUGAGCCAUUUUCUUUUUCUUUUUUUUAAAUUAAUUUUUAUAUUUAUCAAUAUAAUACAUGAAGAGGGUUUAAAAAGCCACAUGGUACCAAAAGGCUUAUAAUGAAUGACAGCAGUUCUUGCUCUUCCCUUCCCCAUGCCCCAGUCUCCCUCAGAUGCAACCACUUUUAAAUCUCAAUUUUUUUCCUCUGCUAAUCAACUCCAUAUAU